CCUUGUUUCGGUCACGUGACGUAUGCCUACGAAGAUGGUGGAAGUUUCUUCUUCCUUGAAGUGAAACCCCGACUGGAACCUAAACACCCCACACACCGAGGGCUCGGACUUCACCGCAGCGUUACCAGUCUGGUUUCACAGCCUCCCUUCGGAUCCGGGCCUUCACCCCAGCCCUAUGUCAUGGCAAGUGGAGUCACCAAGUCGGGCACUACCAACGGUUACCCUAUGAAGGCACAGCUACAAAUCAUUGUGCUAUCAGCAAAACUAAAAGAGAACAAGAAAAACUGGUUUGGUCCCAGUCCCUAUGUGGAAGUGACAGUCGACGGCCAGUCCAAGAAAACAGAGAAAUGCAACAACACCCACAGCCCCAAGUGGAAGCAGCCACUCACUGUGAUUGUGACUCCAUUCAGCAAACUGGUGUUUCGUGUGUGGAGCCACCAGACGCUGAAGUCAGAUGUGUUGCUAGGCAUGGCCACGCUGGAUGUCAGCGACACGCUCAAGUCUAACGACAUGAAAAUCUCUGAGGUGGUGCAGACCUUACAGCUGUGUGCAGACAGAGACCAGUCAGAUGUGGUGGGAGAUCUGUCUGUCUGCCUGGACGGCAUGACUGUCGACCCUGAGAUGUUCGCCAAGGCCGAGGCCGAUCAUCACAGUACAUCAAAUGGGGAAUCACAACCCAAUGGAGAUCAUACCAUAAGGCCGAGUAGAGACAGCUCCCCAGCUGUGGAUGGUGUUGAUCACAAGUCUUCUCCCAGUGGCCGGAGGUCAGCAAACAGCAAGGGGUCUCCUUCAGUGUCAUCUGGGGGCUCGAGGCCUCUCCGACCACCCAGGCCCUCCAGACCUCCUCCUCCAACCCCACGCAGACCCACCUCUUCACCAGCAUCUUCCAGCAACGGCUCUGCACCAGCUGAUGGCAGCGAUGGUCAGUCCGGAUCUGAUACACCGGUGCGAGCACUAGCCACAGUACCGUCAUCAGCCCGAGAAUCAAGUCCCUCGGCGGGCUCAGACAGAAACUCCCCUCCGGCCGCCAGCUCUGGAGCUGCAGCAACCAGACAGCCAACCAGCAGCAUCACCCCUGCUGUCACUCCAAGGGUCCCUGCUGUCAACACUGGGCCAUUGCCCCCUGGAUGGGAGCAGAGGGUGGAUCAGAACGGCAGGUUGUAUUUUGUCGAUCAUGUGGAAAAGAGAACAACGUGGGAACGCCCUGAACCACUGCCCCCUGGUUGGGAGCGUCGCGUCGACCAGAUGGGGAGGGUCUACUUUGUCGAUCACAUCACACGAACCACCACGUGGCAGCGCCCCACAGUGGAGACGGUGCGUAACUACGAGCAGUGGCAGCACCAGCGGAACCAGCUACAGGGCGCCAUGCAGCAGUUCAACCAGAGGUUCAUAUUUGGGCUACAAGACCAGGUCACAGCCACUCAAAAUAAGGAGUUCGAUCCUCUCGGGCCUCUGCCACAUGGAUGGGAAAAAAGAACAGACACAAAUGGCAGAGUUUAUUUUGUACAUCACCCUACGCGGUCAACACAGUGGGAGGACCCUCGAACACAGGGGUUGCUGAAUGAGAAGCCACUUCCAGAGGGCUGGGAGAUGAGGUUCACUGUAGAUGGUAUUCCCUACUUCGUAGACCACAACAGGAGAACGACCACCUACAUCGACCCUCGCACUGGAAAAUCCUCGCUUGAAAACGGACCUCAGAUCACCUACGUUCGAGACUUCAAAGCCAAAGUACAGUACUUCAGAUUCUGGUGCCAGCAACUGUCAAUGCCUCAACACAUCAAGAUCACUGUAACCAGAAAAACUCUGUUUGAGGACUCCUUCCAGCAGAUAAUGAGCUUUAACGCUCAAGAUCUGCGAAGGAGACUAUGGAUCAUCUUUCCUGGAGAAGAAGGCCUUGAUUACGGAGGUGUUGCCAGGGAGUGGUUCUUCCUGUUGUCACAUGAAGUGUUGAACCCCAUGUACUGCCUGUUUGAAUAUGCCGGGAAAGAUAACUACUGUCUCCAGAUCAACCCCGCCUCCUACAUCAACCCUGACCACCUCAAGUAUUUCAAGUUCAUAGGACGCUUCAUUGCCAUGGCUCUUUUCCACGGCAAGUUCAUCGACACUGGUUUCUCACUGCCAUUUUACAAGCGCAUCCUGAACAAGCCAUUGGCCCUCAAAGACCUUGAGUCUAUAGACCCGGAGUUCUACAACUCCCUCAUGUGGAUCAAGGAUAACGACAUCGAGGAGUGUGGGCUGGAGAUGUUCUUCUCUGUUGACAAAGAGAUCCUGGGUGAAAUCUCCACCCAUGAACUGAAACCAGGAGGAGGAGACAUCCAAGUCACUGAGGAGAACAAGGAGGAGUACAUCAGGCUGGUAGCAGAGUGGAGGCUGUCGAGAGGAGUGGAAGAGCAGACCCAGGCUUUCUUUGAAGGCUUUAAUGAGGUCCUCCCUCAGCAAUACCUGCAGUACUUUGAUGCUAAAGAGCUUGAGGUGAUGCUGUGUGGUAUGCAGGAGAUCGACCUUGCAGACUGGCAAAGAAACACCAUCUACAGACACUAUGCUAGAAGCAGCAAACAGAUCGUCUGGUUCUGGCAGUUUAUUAAGGAAAUGGACAAUGAGAAGAGGAUGAGACUGCUGCAGUUUGUCACUGGUACCUGUCGCCUGCCUGUAGGAGGCUUUGCCGACCUUAUGGGAAGCAAUGGUCCCCAGAAGUUUUGUAUCGAGAAGGUGGGAAAAGAAAACUGGCUUCCCAGAAGUCACACAUGCUUUAACAGACUGGACCUGCCACCCUACAAGAGCUACGAGCAACUGAAGGAGAAGCUGAUGUUUGCCAUCGAGGAGACAGAGGGCUUCGGACAGGAAUGAGAGAAACCAGGAGAAGUGUGAAUAGUGGGCACGGGAGUCUGAAGGAAUUAAAAACCACCAGUGUUCAAAUCAGGGAGCCCCUUCAGACAAAGUGGGCUUUUUCAUGUGUUUCUGCUCAUGCAUGCAUGCACACACCUGUAUGGUACUUCUAUGGGUGCGUGCGUGAGACUGUUGCCUGCAUGUUGUUGCAAAAGAACUGGGAUUCGCAACUACCGUGUACACCAUGCUCGAAGCGGGCCUCUCAAUGCUUGAUUGGUAUGUGCAAAAUUUUGUAUUCCUUUAAACCAAACACAGAAGCUGCUCUCAUCUGUCAGAAUGUGCGGCACAUUAUGCAUGGGAUCCUGGAAAGUCACCCUCCAUGACAUCUGUUUAAUCAAAUCAGAUUUUAUUUAUAUAGCACAUCUCAUACAAAGUCAUCUCAACACACUUUUGCAUACAACAUAUGUGAGUAAAAACAUAUUGAGUCUUGAGAAUUAAUUAAUCCCCAGCCCAGCCACCCUCACAGACACACCCAAUCACACAUACUCAAAACAGAACACUAGAGAGGUGAGGAAGAAAGAGAGUUUAACCAUUAGUGACCAUGUAGUCCCUGUCAGGCCAGAUCUGCACCUCAAGCUGACCACUGAGUCUGUGUUUUUUGGGAGGCCUCUGUCAAGAGCCAGAGGAAGGAGACAUGUCCAACAAUUCUUGUCAUGGGUCCAAACAUGGCUGAUGUGGCGAGGCCAACCAUGAAACAGAGUGCAGCUGCUUACUACAGGAGCUGCGCUCACUCAUGGAUCAAAGAGGAGCAGAAGCAGUAACUAAGAUCAGGGAGAGCGAUGGAGAUGUUAACAGACUGCGUGCCAGACUGAGAACAUCACCGGUCGGAGGUUUAGAUGGAAACUCAGAGGACAUUAACAGAAGAAAAGUUUAGACAGAACAAGAUCCGUCCUUAAAAGUCAAAAACCUUUGUGCAGUUAGUGUGGGAAGCAGGAUGUGACGCUAAUCAUCGUGGAGGUGGCAGCAAUCAUUUCACUAGUCCUUUCUUUCUACAGACUGCCUGAUGGUAACAGGCGGUCUGUGCCACUAAACUGUGGCACAGCGGCUAGGGGCAUAGAGGAGGAGGGUGAGGCUGAGACUGGAUGCAUCAAAGGCGCUGCCAUUCUGCUUUCAGUGGUCUGCAUUGUCCUGGUUACAUCUCUUAAUGAGUGGAGUGAAGAGAAGCAGUUCCGGGUCCUCCAGAGCCACUUAGAGCAGGAGCAGAAGUCCAAGGGGGGCAGGUGAACAAGCUCAUAGUGUCAGAGAGUUGUGGGUGUCGGGGACAUUCCACAAGUCAAAUAUGGUGACCUCCCUACUGACAGCGUCCUGAUUCAGGCAAACGAUCUCAAGAUUGACAAGAUCAUGUCAACAAGAGCGUCGACAAAGACCCCAUGUUGAUGUCAUGGAGGGCUCUGGUAAGAUGUUGGUCACUGCUGUAGGUGUGAACUCUCAAACUGGAAUCAUCUUCACGCUGCUUGGUGCCAGUGAGGAGGGAGAUGGUGAGAAGAAGGACAAGAAGAGGACGACAAAGGAAAGAGGCAAAAACAAGGAUGGAGUCAUGGCGGAGAUGCAGCCGCUCAACAAUGACAGAACCAGAGAAAAACAAAAACCAACCAAAGAAGGAGAAGUCGGUCCUCCAGGGGAAGCUGACCACACUGGCAGGUCUGUUCAUGUCGACUCUCACUGUCAUGUCUGUUAAUGGGACUGCAGUAGCUUUUGGGGCUACAGUCCAAUUCUCAUAACCAGAAGGGUCACAUAUUCUUAAACAGUCUCCAUAAGGUGUCUUUGACCACCUGAUUUCAUCUUAUUGAAAUGCUUUGCAUUAAAGCAUCUGGUAAAUGUCAAAAUGUACAUUUUAAGGCACGAUUGAGAGGGUGUGCUUUUUAAAAAACAGGGUUAACUAUCACCAAAAAAGCAAACUUUGUUGCUCUAAGAUUGUUUGUUGCAUCCCCUUUUAGCAUCAUUCACAUCAUCAUUCCUGAUUAUAUCCUCAAAUCUCACACUUUGAGCUUCAUCUUUACUCGUGACUAAAGUGGAUCCUUUUUAAAAAAAAAAUGAACAGUAACCUGUGACAAUAUAAGAUUAUAGCCAUGCCAUAGUGAAUUCAUGAAGAGUGCUCCAAAUUAACGCUUCAAUAACAGACAAUCUUGGUGCUCCAAAGAGAUUUGGGCAACAUGCCUAAUAUAAGUAACAAGAGAGAGACAGUUUGGUGUGCCUGGUUCUAUAGUAUUUGAUCUGUGAAUCACUUCAUGAUUGUGAAAAGUGUUGUAGCCUCCAUUAUUUACAGUGGUGGGAAAUGUGGAAGACUUCAACAGAAGUUUAACUGACCCUAGUUUUAUAGGGCUGGAGUUUGUACGCUGUCGUGGGAGGUGGGACAUUUUGAAUUAGAGUAUUCUGGGAGUAUUUUAUAAGUUAUUCAUCGUCAUUUGAUUUUGCAGAUCAGAUCCUGAAAGAAUACAUUUGGGAAUGAAGUCGGUAUUUUAAGAUAUUUAUGUAUUCAGUACUCAAGAUGUACUUGACUUAAACUAAAAAUUCAAAACAAUAAAAUGCAAAACACAAGUGGAAAAAACACCAAAUGCAAGUCAAACCAAAUCUUUUUUUUUUUUCAGUUUAGGUUUAAAAAAAACAAACUUUUAUGACAUUUUGAAUGCAUAUACUUUGCAGAACUCAAAAAGAAACUGCAUGUAGCUCCUGAUACACAUGUAGCAUUUAGAGGUGAGUUGUUACCUUGUUUUAACUCUUCAUGCCCCAAAGCCCAUCACAAAAUGAACGGGGAAAAUAAAUAAUGUUCUUAGGAAUUUAUAAAUCGCUGUUAAACAGAUGCAGUGUGGUAUUAAAACUUUGGUCUUCCCUUUUACAUUUUUACCUCUAAGUAUUUUCACUUCAUAACUCUUUAAAUUCCUCUGGUGUCAUUUUGUUUUUCAGACAGCAUAUUAAAAUUAUACAUGUGGCUAUGUUUUCAACUCUGAAGAUGUGUUCAAGUUAUGAUUUCAAGUAAAGAUUGUUAUGUUAGUGUUGCUUAUGGAACCUGAGAGCUGACAAUUUUAGCAGAUUACUGUUCAUGGUCACAGAUGUGUGUGCACGAAGAAACCUCCAGAUGCUUUACCAGUGUGGAAUCCAACAUUAAGUGUGUAUGAAAACGUGUUUGGUUUGGAUGAUGUCACACAUCUGAUCAGUAACAGAGUUAUAAAAGAUGAUUCAUCUUAUUUAUCCCUAUGAAAACAUGAAACACUUCAUAGUGUGGUUGCUCAUUUUGGAGUGUCAUUUUGAAUUAAGUACACACUGAAAAGACAAGUGCAGUUACUGAGGAACAUUGGAUUCAGGUGUUGGUCUGACAAAGCGGAAGCACUUUUAAAAAAUAUCCCUCCACUUUCUUUUCUUCAGUAUUUGGGGAAUCCUGUCCUGGUCGUUAGUAACUCUAGGCUCUUUGUUUCCACAUGCGUGGUGCGAUGGUGUUUGUCGUCAGCCUUCAGGUAGCCUUAUUUCCACCCUCAACAUCAGGUAUCCUUUUUAGCAACUUGAUGCGAGCAGAGGUGAUUGACCACAUGGACUCUCUUGACCCUGCUGUGGAGAAGUAACCAGAUCAAGAGGAGUUUGAGAUGUUCUAUUGAAGAAACUGUACCAGUGUGGAAAAGCUGUAAGACUUGAGCUGAUCUCACACGGCCUGUUUUGAUGGCUAAGUGUGACUUCAGCUGGGAAAACAACUACUGAGAUAAAGUCAGUGUGAUAUAACGAAUGUAUGAUGAAAAGUGGUUUGGUGAAGUUGCCUCUAUACAUCUUUGCCUCACAUUGUCCCCCCUUUGAUGCAAAGUGUUAUUUUAAUCUUGUUCUGAGUUGAUCACACGUUAAAAUCCCAGGAGCAGAGCAGUUAAGCAAAUGUGUGAAUAUCACGAAUCACCGCUUCUUCUUUUUGUUCUCCAGAAUCCACCAUGUACAACUAAACCACUGUCACUCUCCUGUACAUGAAAACAAGUUGUAAAUGGUGUCAAUAACAAAUUUUCUUUUGUAAAAGAAAGGUUUUAAUAAGAGGUUUAUGGUAACACUAUAUUUUCUUUUCCCUGUUUAAUUGCUGAUGUACAUGAAAGAUGUGUAAUAUAGAAAUUGUCACCUUAAUAAAUUAAAUCAAAAAUG
Messenger RNA from Epinephelus fuscoguttatus (brown-marbled grouper), 6996 nucleotides. It is a transcript of the gene itchb, whose product is annotated as itchy E3 ubiquitin protein ligase b. Lineage: Eukaryota; Metazoa; Chordata; Actinopteri; Perciformes; Serranidae. Gene Ontology annotation, biological process: protein K29-linked ubiquitination; ubiquitin-dependent protein catabolic process; protein K63-linked ubiquitination. The coding region runs from base 181 to 2847 and encodes 888 amino acids. The transcript has 24 exons. The record is from RefSeq and is a predicted model, not a curated record. Gene Ontology annotation, molecular function: ubiquitin protein ligase activity; protein binding.